Molecule: messenger RNA, 989 nt
Organism: Heteronotia binoei (common prickly gecko)
Lineage: Eukaryota; Metazoa; Chordata; Lepidosauria; Squamata; Gekkonidae
Gene: RBP4
Product: retinol binding protein 4
Exons: 6
Coding region: 186-809 (207 amino acids)
Biological process (GO): retinol transport
Molecular function (GO): retinol transmembrane transporter activity; retinol binding
Source: RefSeq, a predicted model, not a curated record
GACUCUUGCUACCUCCCCCUCACUAUACUGAUCCUUUACUUGCUGGGUUUACAAAAGAAUAGCUUUCCCCUCCCAAAGCUAUAAAAAAAGUGUUCUCAGCCUCUCUUCUGGCUUUUAGUAGAACGUGGCUGCUUGGAUCUGCAUUGCUCCUCAGCUGACAAGUCUCCUAGGUGGGUUGUUGCAUUAUGGCUCAUGCCAGGGGAGCCCUUGCCUGGCUGGUUCUGGUGGCCUUGGGGUUACUGGACAGCAGAUGCCAAGCAGAACGGGACUGCCGCGUGAGCAGCUUCAAAGUCCAGCCGAAUUUUGACAAACACCAGUAUGCUGGUACGUGGUAUGCCAUGGCCAAAAAAGAUCCUGAAGGAUUGUUUCUUCAAGACAACAUAGUAGCCCAGUUUUUUGUUAAUGAACAGGAAAAGAUGCAGGCAAGGGCUGUGGGCAGAGUACGGCUCUUUGGUCACUGGGAUCUAUGUGCCGACAUGGCUGGCUCUUUCAAUGAGACCGAGGAUUCUGCCAAGUUCAAGAUGAGAUAUUGGGGAAUGGCAGCCUAUCUCGAGAGAGGAAAUGAUGACCACUGGAUAGUUGCCACAGAUUAUCAUACCUACGCUCUGCACUACAGCUGCCGCAUACUCAACGACGAUGACACUUGUGCCGAUAGCUACUCUUUUGUCUUCUCUCGGGACCCAAAUGGGCUACCUCCAGAAGCCCAAAGGAUUGUCAGACAGAAGCAGAAGGAGCUCUGCUUAGAAAGGCAAUACAGGGUUAUUGUUCAUAAUGGAUUCUGUGACAGCGCAAUAUAUGGAACAACCUAAUCUGUGGAAACUAUUUUGUAGUAGUAGACAACUAUACUGUUUUGUUGGAAGUCCUUCAUUUAGCUCUGAGUAUAUUUAUCUAAACUGUACUUUUUACCCUGCCUAGAAGAGAAACUUAAUAAACAGAAAUUAGCCUCGCUGCAUAUUGCUUGUACCCCAAAUAUAUCAUAUAUAAUUAUA